Messenger RNA from Ixodes scapularis (black-legged tick), 8826 nucleotides. RefSeq lists its product as uncharacterized. Gene Ontology annotation, molecular function: ion channel inhibitor activity. Lineage: Eukaryota; Metazoa; Arthropoda; Arachnida; Ixodida; Ixodidae. The transcript is spliced from 5 exons. Gene Ontology annotation, cellular component: extracellular region. The record is from RefSeq and is a predicted model, not a curated record. The coding region runs from base 374 to 802 and encodes 142 amino acids.
CGGGUCUGAGCCUUCGAACACAGUGUAGUCGGGCACUGGCAGAGGAUCAUCAGACUUGGGGAGGCGAGCGAAGAUCGUCCUUAUACUCCAGCAAACAACGUGUCUCUAGCUGUCGGAUGUGCUGGGCGCGCGCACGUGCUUGUGCAUGAGCUUCGAGGAGGCGGAUUAGGCUUCGUUGGCGACAUUAAUCGAAAGAAAACACGGUCUGGACGUCCAGUUUCAUUUGUGGGUUUUUCGUUUCACGGACUCUGGGACAAACAUCGAGUCGUAACCACUCGUCGUAUCGUGCUUCUGACAGACUGCCGUGCGAUCGGCGAAGACGACAGAAUCCCUCUCGCGGCAUUGCUCGUCCCGGCGCGGUCGCCCUGGAAGCAUGGACAAGCUGCUCGGAUGCCUCGUGACCUUGAUGUGCCUCCUUCUGCUGGUGGAAGCCGUGGCGGAAGCCUCUCCUUACAGCGUUAGUGGUGACGACGCUGGCGGUGGCGUGUCGGCCGAGGCCUUGAGCGACCCCUACGAAUUCUGCCGGGCGCACUUCGGGAGCGACUUCGCGCUCAACCGCGAAGUCCGCCGGGCCAAUACGGUCGAGAAAACGGAGGCGCCAAGGGACGAUUUGGAGGAUUACAACGACAACUUGGCCCGCUUGCUAUUUUUCACGCGAAAGAGGAGCUGCAUUCGUCGCGGAGGCAGUUGCGACCACCGACCCAACGAUUGCUGCUACAACUCUUCGUGCCGAUGCAACCUGUGGGGCACCAACUGUAGAUGCCAGAGGAUGGGCCUCUUCCAGAAGUGGGGAAAGAAGUGAGCAGGAUGGGGACCCUGCACUAACCGACACCGAAAACCGGAGGAACCAAGAUGGCCGCCACGAUCCCCUUCUUUUUUUUUUUCUUUUUCCUUACGCCGCCGCGAGCAACGAGGCAAGAUCGAGAUCGGGCAACUGUGAGACGACGAUGAAGUGACUGCGGGUGGCGCCGCCACCCACGCGUGACGCCAAGGAAGUGACGCCAUCUUGCGACGCCCGCCACGCAACCGGACUUUUUCUUUCUGUUUUUUUUUUAUUUUUUUUUAUUCGUGUGUGCUCCACGACUCCCAGGAACGGACUGGUUUCUCGUGAAUUCACGCUGAACCCCCAAAGCGCUCUCGUCUGAUGGCUGAAAAAAAAAAUGUGCAACAAAAUUACAUUCUGUUGUCGACUAGUCAAGCCACUAAGUAGCAUUGGCAACAGAAAAAGAAAAACAACAAAAAAAAAACAAUGAUAGGCAGCUUUCAAGCUGUUUUUCUCAUAUUUUCCCCCUCAAGGGUCACAAUGAUCGUGCGAAUAUGUUGUAUUUUUUGUUAUUCGCCCUUGUAAAUAGUUGUGUCAAAACUUUGGAGGACUCUUGUGUUUUUCUGUACUUUGCUUCGCCUUAAAACAGACCGCAGCGGACGCUACGAGCCGUCCCAGCCACUCUACCGCUGUGAAUCUAUCACUUGACUGCGCGUCCGACACGUCACUGUGACCUUCGGAAGGUCACGUGAUAAUCACACGGCAGUGGAUUGGCUUAUGGGUGGUUUGUGUACCGUGCGGCGAAACGGGGCGUUGCAUGUGUGCCAACUGUCGUACGUUGAUUACUGUUCGGUUGUUGUUGUUCUUGUUCUUCUCUUUUUCACUACAGCUCAUUUCAUGAAUCGUUUUUUCCAAAAUAUUUUUUUUCCUACUGUUUUCCAGUUUUGUCACCGGUUGUCAUCAACUCAAGAACGGUAUUAGUGUCUUCUUCGCUGCUCCUCAAUGGUUGCUUAGUAUCUCACCUUAUGAGUCUGUAGUUGUAAUACCAUGCCGUGCUUACCACCUUUGCGAUAUAUACAUAGUCUGCAAGUGUUCAGUUGUGGCCAGUUAUUAAGGGGCUCGAAAAAUGGAGUCAUGUCCUUUUUGCGGGCGAGUUGGAGAACUAUGAUCGCCCGGCAUAUUUUCAAGACCUUUUUCGUUUUGUUGAUAAAUUGAAUGGCAUUAUUAUCGUGAAACAAGAAACUCACAAAAAUUGAUCUGUGUUAACAAUGUUUUAUCAAACAAGCUAAACGUCAAAGGAAAACGAAAGGGGGCGUUUAUUGAAACAUUUUGUUAUGGUGGCGCUGCUGGGAUAUAUCUUCUCGAUUACUGCAAAGCCACAAAAUCAUCCAAAUGAUCACUACUAAUAAUAUAUCAAGGUAACUGACAGUAGCAAAGUCACUUUUAACACAAUGAAAAGAAGUUAAGUGCAUCAUUUCAAUUUCGGUUCUCACCAAAAUAGCUCGACCCCCUCUAUUCGCAAAUAUGAUAGAAAAUCAUGCCUAAGGUAAAACUUCUCUAGCGCGUAAUCCCAAACUUGUGUGUAGUCUGACGGAGAGGGUCUGUGAAAAAACAUAACGCGUGCGACGAAAGCUUCUUGGUCCCUAACUUAACCAUUCCUAGCCUAACCUGACCUGACCUAACCUCACCUCACCUCCACCUCCACCUCACCUCACUUGGAAAACAGAAGGGAGGUGCCUACCCGCUUUUCGAACUAUACAAAUUUCAAAGGAUGCACCCUUCACCAUUUUCAAACUGCACAGUCACCGACAGCCAAGGGCGUGGUGACAUCUCAUUAUUUCUACACAGCCAAUAUAGCUUCAGCAUCGGGCGUGACCAUAAACACCGCCUGCGUGUCAUAAAAAACUUGUUGACAAGUUUUAGAUGAAGUUUUCAUUUUGUUUUUGUUUUUUAGGUUGUUUUUGUUGGACCGAUAUACCGCUUCUCGCCUGCGCUUCCUGGUUUGCUUCGAAGGGGCCGCCCGAGCAGCCGGCCGUGUUGCUUUUAGGAAGACGUGAAUUCAAUUCGUGAGCAUCGGCAUCUGUCGCACACCCAGCCAUCUACGUUCUCUUCAACUGCCUGCCCCCCCCCCCCCCCUUUUUCCCUGGCUCAAAAGAAAACAAAAAAAAAAAGCCUUCGCACCGACGGAAGAGGAAAGUUGCAUAGUUACUGUAAGAUUUAGCAGUCUUUAAGAUAAUCUUCCAAAAAAACGUACUACCCAUAAUAAUUAUUCCGCAUAUACGGCAAGCGUCUUUUUUCUUAAUAUUAUUCUUGUUUUCAGAAGAGCGGGGCUCAGCAAGAAAAUUCAAAAGUUUCUCAUUUGGAGCGCGAGGAAAUGUCCACUCGACUAGCUCUCCAGCGUACACUGACGUGAUUUACUGCUAAUUAAUGCGACCACGAUAAAGCAUUCGGGAAUUUAAAGCGGAGAUCAUAAGGUCACGAAUCCAUUAGCAUCCAUUAAUAUCACGUCCUUCCCACUUUUUAGUUUGAUAUGUACUAAAAAAAACGAAAGCGUUCUCCCUUAGCGUCUUAUGAGUCAUUAGUUAGCAAAAACUUCAACAGGUGUUUAAAUUUUAUGCUACUGUACCUUUUUUGACUGAAUGAAAUUACUUAUAAUACGUGUUGGGCCGAAAAUUAAGCUAACCUGUGAAAUUGAGCGUGAUUACAUUAAAUAUGUGCGAGGAUCAGCGAGGGUGUUAUACUCCCUUGUAAGGGCACCUUAAACAAAAAACAUACCUCUUCUUUCUUUUAUUUUUUCUUGAAUCGGCGAACUGGCGCACUCCGAUGGACAUGCGCAGGUUCAAUAUCGCGAGAUCAUUAGCGAAUUCCUUAAAAUUCGUUCUGGGAGCUUUCUAACUGCCCGAAAAAAAAUAUGAUAUUACUAUACCUGUGAGGAUCAGUGAAUGUCUUAAAUAUAUGUGAGAAUCAAUAAAUGGCGCUAUUUCUCGGCUGAUUAUCGCUAACCCACGCAACGAAAACCGGAUCCUCAGCUUGGUGACGUGAAACAACAUAUAACUAAUCCUUCUAUACUUCAGCAGUUAGAGAAGAUUUCAGAAAACUUGGAGAAGAGAAGCCUUAGAGAAGAUUUAGAAAAGACUUCAGUUGGUCACCAAGAUAGCCAAGUACGCAAAUCCGCUGCAAUUCAAGAGCAAUCUUAUAGUCACUGACAUUUUAAGAAGCACAGGGUGUUUCUUAAAAUAUCUUCGCACAUUUGGUGCCAGGCUCGAAUCCUCCGGAUACUAUAUAGUCAUUUUAUUUUACAGACAGGCUGUGCCUGAACUUUGCCCGAGUGAUCGCUAACCAGUUCCGCUGCAAAAGCAGAGUCGUAGCGUUUCUUCGUAAUACACUUCUCCACACCACUCUCUAAAGCCGGGUUCACACUGCUUACACAUCAUAAAAAAGACAGUCUCCAUACAGAUUCAAAAGCGAGUCAUCGCGAAAUCCGUGCUUUGAAUGCCGCAUGAUAAUGAGUUCACUGAGAAACUUGGCACGCGGCAUUCGAACCACGGAUACUGCUGCGACUGGUGUUUGCGGACUGUCUUUUUGUAUGAGGUGUGAGCAGCGUGACCCCGGCUUAAUAUUACCCGAUUCCUCGUUGCGCGGUAACAUAUGGAAAAAACAUAUUUUUUUUUUUACUGCGGAGCUGUUAAGGGCUAGUUUCCCCAGGAUCGUGUCCGUCCUCAAAUGACCUGAUGACACAAAACUCUGGACAGCUACCGCCAUCUAUGAGCGACGGCGGCAACCUCGCUGGUUGUCUGGUUGCCGCCGUCGCCCAUAGACGCGGCACAUAGUACAGCCCCGCUGCUCUUCCUUCUUCACCAAAGUGGAAAGGCUGAAAGUUUUUUUUCUUUCGUUUCUUUUUUUUUUUUUCUUGCCGAGGCGUGACCAACGGCAGUAAAAAGUCGUUCCUUUGCUUUCAACGGUUCCUCCCGUGACGUUAGUCUUGCAACCGUCACCAGUUCAAGAAGAGGCAGUAUGCAGUCGAGCUGGUUGGUAAACAUCCUCAUCUAAACCCUGACCCAAGAAGUGUGUUGUAUUCUCUAUUAUUUUAUGCCUCCUUGUCAAGGGGUUUAGAAUUAGAUGAUGCCCCCAGUGACUGUGCGCCAUCUCGCUGAUUUUCCCCUGAUCACUGACAGAUUACGACCGACUAAUUUGACUGACGAAGUUUGUUACGUACGAUAUCAUUACCUCUGUGAAAAAGAAGGUUAUAAUAUUUUUCUUUCUUGUUUACCUGCUGCGUUAGCUAGCGUGGACUAAAAUAGAGGUUCCUCCUGAAGAAACCACUGCAAGAUACCGACGCGAUUAAAUUGAGGAAUUUGAAGGAUUUGAGUUCCCGGCAUUACAAAAUACAUAUUCGUUGUACUGUUGAAAUACCGUUAAACCCAUUUUAAUCAAAUAUUGGAGUCGUGGUUGUACACCUACCAUCACGAAGCAGUAGCACGUAUCUCGGAGCCAGUUACAUUUCUUCGCUUUUUUUUUAAACGUGUAAUACAAACAUUAGCUAUGCGCCAAGCAAUCUAUCGCGUGGUCAUUUAUGCGACAGUAUAGAGGAUUAAUUGGGGUCAGUCUACACCGUUUGCCAAUGCCAAAGUAACGCCGCGUAGAUUUCUCAGUCAAAAUCCACCUUCGACCAAUUUGGGUAUUGAGGAGAGGCAGAUCAGAAGUUAUAUUCCUAACGAGCGUGUUGGUACGAUGUGCUAGAUAACAGAAAGUAUAAAACAGAGAGAGGACGAAGAGAGGACGAAAAUGUACUCGUCUGUGUUUCGUCCUCUCUCUGUUUUAUACUUUCUGUUAUCUAGCAGAUCAGAAGGUUCCCGAACGAUUACUCGCCAACUUGUGAGCAACAAACAGCACUUCGUGCCAAUACUGACCCACGUCACGGUCGUAGAUGUAAUCACGCCGGCCACCGAGAGAAAAUCUUUAGGGUAAGGUACUACGCGCUGACGCUCGUUUUAAAUUCCCGCUAAUUCGAUUCGCUACUGCCUUCGCUGCCGUAGGCCUGACUUCGCAAUGACGUAUCUUACCCUACAGACUAAUUCCCUUUGAAGGAGAGCAACACCUUGGAAGGGCAUCAACGUCUGCAACUAGAUUUCAGCCAACUGCAUUCCCAAUCCCUCCCCUGACGAAACAAUAAAAAAAAAAAAAAACUCUAACUUUUGUAGUUCUCUCGGGCUUGACUUGAAGUGCUUUGGUGCAGCCUGACUCGCUUCGAUCAAUCCCUUGGUUCCCUUGUCUAUUUUAUUUUGUUCCUUCGUCUUCCACACGCUCUACUAUUUCGUAACCCCUUUGGCGCACUGCAGUGCUGCCCGCGCUCUGUCGUAAUUUUGCAAGGCCCUUUUCCCUUUUUGAGGCCGCCGGAGGGAAGAAAGUCUCUUGUGGAACCAAGUGUCCUUUGUUGAUGCUAAUGCUUCUCAGAAAAAACAAAAAAAAAAUGAGGCACGUGGACAAGGUUCGUUGUCCUAUCCUCUGGAUCAAUCUUUGCGAGAUUGAAGACAUCGUGGCGUACAUGUAGUAGCAUGAUGCCUGGAACGAUCCUCCGACUGAUGCGUUUACCACGUCCGAAAAAGUGGUCCCUCGAUUUCCGCCAGAUGGCGUCAUACAAGUGUCAUGUUGUCGUGCCGCGAUCCUGGCGGUGUCACGGCAGCGUUGGUGGAUCUGGCAGACGCCUGUUCUGGUGUUGGUAGCUGCCUUAGCUUGACAGUUUACGGAAGCUUUAGCAGCCAGAGGUUGGGACGCCGUUUGCUCGUACUUUUUGCCAGGACGUCUAGCGUUAUUUUGUUGAAUUACCCGAGACCGGAACGAGAAACCUAGGAAGCAUCUAACCGUGGAAGAGAAACAAAAAGGUGUCAGGAGGCCAGGAUCGCGACGUUCGACAGCAUGAGACCCCAAUUUUUGGUGACGUCAUUUGUUGAACUUUUUGGGGACCGCUUUUGAUACAUAGGCGGGAUAUAAGCAGUUAAACUCACCAGUCGGAAACGCGUUUCAGGCACCGUAGUAGUAGUUCCCGGCGAAAACUGUGAGCUCCCCGGACGUCGGUGCCUGGUGUCUUUUUGGACUCCGGAAACAAGCUAAACCAAAUUGUUAUCUCUGCGCGCGAUGUGUGUAUAUGUGUAUGUGAGACUUUGUGGGUGUAUGAGUGUUUUUACGUCUUUAAGCAUGACGUCGCCACGAACUAAGACUGGUAUAGAAUGCUGAAACACGGCUAGAAGACAGGUAGUAAGAAGGCCUAUGCGUAGAUCUGGUUGUGCCCUCGGUCUGACAACCUAGGCGCGACCAGGAGGGUAGUUACUCUGGAAUCAUCGCGAUCUUCACAGGGUGCAAGAAGCCUCAGGGGUGAUCUUGACACACACAAAAUAUAUUGAAAAACAAAAACAAAACAAAAAACAUGUGAAGGUGCUAUGACAGCUGCGGUUACCCCUCGCGGUAAAGGAGUCAUUGUUUUUGUGUAGUCGUGUAUACCAUAUGGAAAUACACGUAACUUCCAGAAGUCUCUGGAGACCUUUUGUCAAUGACGAUGGCGGAAGAGGGGACAUGGUUUUUCUUUCUAUUAUUCUAUCUUCAGAUGUCAACGGAAACGAGCAGAGCAGUAUUUAUUGAAUAAAGACGUGCUUCAAUCAAUCAACCAACCUAUCAAUCAAUCAAUCAAUUCUUACAGUCUCCUGGAAGCAGUGCCCGCAAAACUAAAUAACAACAAGCGUUUUCUCUUGGCUAAGAACUUACCAACCGAAUUUAAAAGCAAUCAACGCACCAUUACAAUGUUUCACAUUUUUUGUUAUAUUUACAUUUACUAGUGAGAUUGUAACGCGUAAUAUUGAUUUGUAGUUAGAAUGCGUGAAUAGGGGAGGGGUCAGGUGUUAUUGAUAUUUUUGCUUUGAUUUCACAAUUCAUCCUCCUGCAUCAGGAGGUCUUUUUAAUUUCACACUUUUCAAAAUGCGCUUGUCCAUUCGCCCAUAUGCACAUAUAAAAAAAAACACCCGAUAAGCAUAAGUAACACGACCAAAAACAACAAUGUAAGCGUUUGCAUGCGCCUGUUUCAAAAGGCCAGAUAGACACACCAACACAAAAACAAGAAGGUCAAGGCGACAUUGUUAGGCGCACAGUCAAUGGGUGCAGGGUCAUGUGUCUUCUGUAGCCCCUGUUACGGAUCUUUGAUGUUGUAUAUGUUAUCAUGGCUGGCGGCCAUGAAACUGUAAUUUUCUCGUUGAACAACGGAUGCCAAUUCAUGCGUCAGCUUAUAAAUAUGUCCGUUACGAGCUAAGACAUUUGACAAAGUCCAGCAGUGUCGACAAACAAAUGUCUACUUGGGUCCUUCUUCUUGUAUGUUGUCUAACAAGGACGACAUCGUUGCACCAAACACAAAUGCACGACACAGAAGGAACGCAGCAGCGAAGGGCGACCGAAAGUCGAAUUUUAAACAAGCAGUUAACGUUGAUAUGUAUAUAUGUAAACAUUGUUUCUUCGGAAGCCUACCCCAGUUUGCCGUGUUCUUGAACUGAGUUGCCUUGCGAGAGAAGAGAGCCGGCUUUCGCCGAACAGUGUGAUGUCGAAAAAUUGUAUUUCUAUAUUGAACGUCGUGAACACGAUCACGUGUUGCUUGGCGCGCUAUAUAUACACACACACACAUAUAUAUAUAUAUAUAGUGCACACCGCUAUGAGUGUUGUUUGUUUGCUUGACUGCCUGUUUGCCCUGUCUUUGAACUAUAACGGCCAACAGGCUGAAUGUGAAUGUUGACAAACUGUUCGCGAGCGUACAUGCGUCGUCACGCAGACUUUCGGCAUCUUUAGCAGAGCUAUGUUGACGAGCUUCUGUGCGCCACCGCGCUGAGUCUCCUGUUACAGCCUACCGACCUCACAAACUGCUGUUCAAAAGCGAACGCCCCAAACGUCAGACGGCUCAUCUAUAACUGUGUUCCUCUGAUGUGAAAGAUGUAACGACGAAAGCGUAUAUUUAAUAAUCAGUCUGUACGUGUGUGGUAUGUGUGGUGUCUAAGAGCUGACAAUAAACUAAGCAAAUGCAAAACCUG